GCCUGGUGCAGGUGCCUUUUGGCUGGGCCGGAAGUUUCCUCAUCCCUGCCCAGAGGCCUCUGCUCGAAACUUUCUACUUCCAGACUGGAGUGUCCUGCAGGGAAUUAAGGCCGGGAGCAGACCUAGUCCUUGGCUCUGGCUCUCUGCCCCACCACAUGCUCACAUGCUCUCUCAGGCUGCGCUAAGCGGUGUCAUGAGUCUGGGCCAGGUGGGAGAUUAAUUCCUGGGGACGCUUCAGAGCUGAGAAGGAAAUAAAAAAAAAUAAAUAACAGGUCUAGGGCCACCCACAGAGAGGGGCAGCUGCCAUCCUUGGUAGUUCCUACCUCCUAGGAGACAGUGACAUAGCCGGUCAAGAGGCCAGGCUGAGAAAGACAGCCUAAGGGGGGCCUGGGCAGAGCUGCCCUCUGCCAAAACCUAGCUUCAGCCAAGCAGGCUUCAGCCUCUUAGCUCCUCCUCCUCAUCGCUGCUGCCCUCACCGCCCCCCAAACAAGGAGACACUUAACACCCCUGCUCCGCAGCAGGAGUCCACCCCUCCAGACUUUGGCCUUAGCUGUAGCGAGUGUGGGAGCAAAGUCUGGAUGAAAAAGCUUCACACGUUGUGUGCCUGCCUGCCUGCUUUGCCCAGAGGUGAGUGGAGCGGUGGGAACGGGCCGGGUGCUCGGAAAAGACUUGCUAGGGACGGCAUGUGUUGGUCGUUCAGGCUUCCAGCUUCACGCGCUGUCCUCGCACAGCAGCCCUUUGAUCUCCCACAGUGCUGAGAUGGCCCUGGUGGGUAUCACAGCGCAGUCUGCUAAAUGAGAAAACAGGUUCCAAGACAGUGCAGGUGUGCAGCUUCACUUUGAGGCCACCAGGGCUGAAAUGCAGGGCUCUCGACUCCAGAAGUAAGGCAAGGAUGGAUGCAGAGCGUCUUGGUGUUCCUGGAUUAGUAGAAGGUACAGUGGUACCCCAGGUCCCUCUGCUCCCACACAACACGUUUGUCCAAAGAUCCAGCUCAGGUUGAUUUCAUUAGCUACAAACGUUAGCUUGUUUGCUAGUGUGUGCCCGCAUCUGUUUGGCACAAUAAGCCAUAACCUGCCAAUCAUCUGCCAAGCAGAUGGUUUCUUGGUUUGUCUGCUCAGACCAGACAUUUCCAGCGUAGUAGUCGGUAGGGGCCAGGGCUGAAGGGGCAGAGGGAAUGACAAGCUUUCCCGCCCAGUCUAGGCUGCCAUCUGCAGGGCACCGCAUCUAACCAUGUGGCUGCCUCUGCUCCUGGGUGCCUUGCUGGGGGCAGUGCUGUGGUUGCUCAGAGACCGGCAGAGACUGCCUGCCAGCGAUGCUUUCAUCUUCAUCACUGGCUGUGACUCGGGCUUUGGGCGCCUUCUGGCACUGCAACUUGACCAGAAAGGCUUCCAAGUCCUGGCCAGCUGCCUGACCCCCUCUGGGGCAGAAGACCUACAGCAGAUGGCCUCCUCCCGCCUCCACACAACACUGCUGGAUGUCACCGAUCCCCAGAACGUCCAGCAGGUUGCCAAGUGGGUAAAGACACACGUUGGAGAAACUGGGCUUUUUGGUCUGGUGAAUAACGCUGGCGUGGCUGGUGUCAUCGGGCCUACACCAUGGCUGACAAGGGAUGACUUCCAGCGCGUGCUGAAUGUGAACACACUGGGUCCCGUCGGGGUCACCCUCGCCCUGCUGCCUCUGCUACAGCAGGCCCGGGGCCGGGUGGUCAACAUCACCAGCGUCCUAGGUCGUCUAGCAGCCAAUGGCGGGGGCUACUGUGUUUCCAAGUUUGGCCUGGAGGCCUUCUCGGACAGCCUGAGGCGGGACGUGGCUCCAUUUGGAGUAAAAGUCUCCAUCGUGGAGCCUGGCUUCUUCAGAACCCCUGUGACCAGCCUGGAGAGUCUGGAAAACACACUGAAGUCUUGCUGGGCCCGGCUACCACCGGCGACACGGGCCCAUUACGGGGAAACCUUCCUCACUUCUUAUACAGAUCUCCAAGUGCAGCGCCGGGUCAUGAACCUGAUCUGUGACCCAGACCUGGCGAAGGUGACCAGCUGCCUGGAGCAUGCCCUGACUGCUCGUCACCCCCGAACCCGCUACAGCCCGGGCUGGGAUGCCAAGCUGCUCUGGCUGCCUGCCUCCUACCUUCCGGCCGGCCUGGUGGACGCUGUGCUCACCCGGGUCCUUCCCCGGCCUGCACAGUCAAUCUCCUGAUUCCAACUUUCCAGCAAAGGGCUGAUUGUGAAGGGCAAACCAUGUAUUUCUGUCUCCACUCUGGCGCUGCCUGGUUCCUGGCUCAAA
Chionomys nivalis (European snow vole) is the source of this 2280-nucleotide messenger RNA. RefSeq names its product retinol dehydrogenase 5 (gene Rdh5). Lineage: Eukaryota; Metazoa; Chordata; Mammalia; Rodentia; Cricetidae. The record is from RefSeq and is a predicted model, not a curated record. The coding region runs from base 1231 to 2193 and encodes 320 amino acids. The transcript is spliced from 4 exons.